AUGCAUUCAAUCCCUAUUAAUCCGAUCUUCAUCAUUAAUCAGCAACGCCUUCAAUUGUUUGGAACUCCUCUUAAACAACAUCAUAAAAGAAAAGUUCCAGAAAAUGUAUAUGAGAUAUCAUUAUUUCUUGGGAUGUUAAGUAAAUGGUGUAAUAUCACAAUCGAACGGUUUAAUAAAAAGAAAGAAAUCAUAUAUGAAUGCCCAAAAAUCAGUGGAAUUGAUUUUGGUGAUGGGGUCAUUGAAUUAGAAAAUAUAGUUAAUGAGAAAGUGAAAAACGAAAUAAAACCUAUUAACACAAAUGAAAUUGGAACAAAACUUGGCUAUGAAAAGAUUAAAUCUCUAAGAAUUCAACACACUAUUGAAUUAUUGGAGGAUUUACUCUACGAAAAAGGAAUUGAAAUUUUAAGAAAUAAAAAAGGAAUUCGGUGUGUAUAUAGAUAUGGGAAAGGAUUAAUUAAAACAGAUGACAUACAUCAGAAAGAAAGAGCAAUCCACUCUGCUCUAGUACAUCGAUUUCAAAUGGGAAUUAAACGAUUAGAUAUCAAGCGAGGAGAUAUUGAACUAGUUCAUAUUAUAUACUAA
This is a messenger RNA of Entamoeba dispar SAW760, 582 nucleotides long. RefSeq lists its product as uncharacterized. The record is from RefSeq and is a predicted model, not a curated record. Lineage: Eukaryota; Evosea; Mastigamoebida; Endamoebidae. The transcript has a single exon. Bases 1 to 582 code for a protein of 193 amino acids.